AUGCCGCCUCGCGUAGCCGACGACGAGUACGUCGAUGAUGGAGCGGACGCAUACGAUGCCGAGGACUUUCUGGACGACGAUGACAGUGGCGACGAGUACCGCGCUGCACCCUCGCUGCCAAGGCUAGGCACGCUGCGCGCUGGUCAGGCUGCGCGCUCGUCGGCCGCGUCCGCAGCAACGAAUGGCAAAUCUGCCACUGGGGCUGCGCGCUCGUCGUCCUCAGCUGCGGGCAAAGGCAAGGCGGCGGCGUCGGCCAAAUCGAAAUCCAAGGACCAGGGCUACUCGUGGGAAGCCACGUACAAGCGUUCGUGGGAUGCGGUGGCCGAAGACGAUUCGGGCUCGCUCGAGUCUGCGGUGCGCCAGAUGAUCGAGGGCUCCAAGCGGCGACGUACGCUCAAGGACGUGGCGCCCGUGCAGCGCGGCAUCAUCCGCCACCUCGCGCUUCUCAUCGAUCUCUCGGCGAGUAUGCUCGAAAAAGACAUGCGGCCGAACCGGUUCGAUGUGACGCUGCAGUAUGCGCGCGAGUUUGUCAACGAGUACUUUGACCAGAAUCCGAUCGGGCAGUUGUCGGUCAUCGGCACGCGGGAGGGUAUCGCCGAACGACUCGCCAUGAUGGGUGGCAAUACGGUCGACCAUACGGCGUCGCUGUCGAACAAGCGCCGGCUCGAGCCGAGGGGCGAACCGUCGCUGCAAAACGCGCUCGAGAUGGCGAGGAGCAGCUUGGUGCAUCUGCCGGCAUCCAACUCGCGCGAGAUCCUGGCGAUCUUUGGCAGUCUCACCACGUGCGAUCCGGGCAACAUCCACGAUACCAUCAAUACGCUCGUCAAGGACAAUAUCCGCGUGUCGGUGGUGCAUCUGGCGGCGGAGGUCAAGGUGUUUAAAGACGUGUGUACGCGCACGGGUGGGGUGUUCAGCGUGGCGCUCAACGAAGGACAUUUUCACGACGCACUAUUCGACCUCGUCCCACCACCUGCCGUCGACGGACCACGCAAAGGAAAGCGUCGUGCUGGAGCAGAAGAGGAGGAGGAAGUUCAGAAUGGCGUUGAUCUUUUGCAGAUGGCAUUUCCGCUGCGCCUACCUGCGCAUGCGGCACCGACGCUGUGUGCGUGUCACUCUCGAUCGCGUGGCAGCGGGUACCUGUGUCCACGCUGUGGAGUCAAGGUAUGCGAUGUACCCACCGACUGUCCCGUCUGCGGCAUCACCAUUGUGAUGAGCACCCAUUUGGCGCGUUCGUACCACCACCUCUUCCCCGUCCCCAACUGGAAGGCUGUUGCAUGGGAGGCCGUAGGAGACCGUGCCGAAGACGCCUGUUUCUCGUGCAACUUGCGAUUCCCCAAAAAGGACGACAAUCGAACACCGGCGGCAAACAAGGCGCUCGAGGAUGCGGGGCUGUCGCCUUCGUCGAGGUACAGGUGCACGAGAUGCAACCACGACUUUUGCCUAGAGUGCGACGCUUUCGUUCACGAACAGCUACAUGUAUGCCCCGGUUGCUGCUAG
Moesziomyces antarcticus is the source of this 1497-nucleotide messenger RNA. RefSeq names its product TFIIH basal transcription factor complex, subunit SSL1. The transcript has a single exon. Gene Ontology annotation, cellular component: transcription factor TFIIH core complex; transcription factor TFIIH holo complex. The record is from RefSeq and is a predicted model, not a curated record. Lineage: Eukaryota; Fungi; Basidiomycota; Ustilaginomycetes; Ustilaginales; Ustilaginaceae. Bases 1 to 1497 code for a protein of 498 amino acids. Gene Ontology annotation, biological process: nucleotide-excision repair; DNA-templated transcription; regulation of transcription by RNA polymerase II. Gene Ontology annotation, molecular function: zinc ion binding.